Exophiala dermatitidis NIH/UT8656 is the source of this 609-nucleotide messenger RNA. RefSeq lists its product as uncharacterized. The transcript has 4 exons. Gene Ontology annotation, cellular component: endoplasmic reticulum. Gene Ontology annotation, biological process: sphingoid catabolic process. The record is from RefSeq and is a predicted model, not a curated record. The coding region runs from base 1 to 609 and encodes 202 amino acids. NCBI's taxonomy places the organism in Eukaryota, Fungi, Ascomycota, Eurotiomycetes, Chaetothyriales, Herpotrichiellaceae.
AUGGCCCUCAACCUGGAGAAGCAACUGCGCUUCUAUGGCGCAUACCACCAUGACUCGGUCAACAUCGGCAUCCACAUGCUCGGCGUCCCGAUCAUCCUCUGGACUUUCUUCCUUCUGGGCACGAAUUCCCCGCCUCUGCUGAAACUCCCCGAGUCCAUGACCGUGCCUAACCUCGAUCUCAACGUUGGGACGAUAUGCUGCUUGUGUUACUGUGGGUUGUACAUCCUGCUAGAGCCCAUCGCCGGAACCGCACUCUCGGCAUUGCUCCUGGUGGGAACUGCGUAUGCAAAACACCUGACCACUGUCUACGGAAUGGCCGCAAACUACUGUGCCAUGGGGGCGUUCGUUGCCUCGUGGAUCGCACAGUUUCUAGGUCACGGGCUUUUUGAAGGCCGAGCCCCAGCCCUCCUCGAUAACAUUUUCCAAGCAUUUUUUCUCGCACCGCUUUUUGUCUGGCUCGAGCUGCUCUUUGCACUGGGAUACAGACCGGAACUCAGGAGCCGUGUGGAGAAGAUGGUGGAGCAGGACAUUGCCAAAUAUCGGGAAUCCAAAGCUCGCAAACUCAAUGGAAGCGCCAACGGUAGUGCCAAUGGCCACGCCAAAAAAUAG